AUGCUCAAGCAAGCACCCAUGGCGGCGACACGAAUGAAGUACACGCCGAAAAAGCUCCUUGUUUGCUGCGAUGGCACUUGGCGGAAUAGUGAUAGCGGGAUCUUCAAAGGGACGGGUCUUGCUUGGCUUUGGAGCGGGCAGGAACAGGUCAACACCAAUGUUACCAGGAUCUCACGAGCCAUCCGCAGUACGGACACCCAGGGCAAGCAGCAGAUUGUGUACUAUCAGGCUGGCGUUGGCAGCGAAGGGAAUUUGAUCGAGCGACUUGUUGGUGGUGCCCUCGGCGUAGGUCUGGCAGCUAACAUUCGGGAGGCGUACUCCUUCAUCGCAAACAACUAUGUCACUGGAGAUGAGAUCUUUCUGAUCGGCUUCUCGAGAGGGGCGUUUACGGCUCGCUCGAUUGGGGGCUUGAUCAGCGAUCUUGGCCUGUUGACCACAGAUGGCAUGGACAAUCUGGUAGGCAUCUUCGAAGAUUGGGAGCACGCCGGAAACGAUGGGUACAAAACUCUCCUAGCAAAGGAUGACACGGCAUUUGCAGUGAAGUCAAGCAUGGCCGAUCCGAAAGCAUACGUGCUUGAGUACCGACAAGGCCUGCUCCAACGAGGCUACACCCGAGACGAAACAAUACCCAUCAAAGCGAUUGGCGUCUGGGAUACUGUCGGCUCGCUAGGUAUACCCGUGAAUCCUCUUCUCCAACGCAUCGGCUUCCCGACUGUGCUCCGCGAAUAUCGACUAUACAAUACCGAUCUGGGAACCAAUGUUGAGAACGCCUUCCAAGCCCUGGCAUUAGACGAAGCCCGUGCAGCAUAUCGACCAGCGUUAUGGCAGAAGCUCCCUGGCAGUACCUCGGACCUCAAACAAACCUGGUUCCCAGGCGCGCACACCAACAUCGGGGGCGGCUACCCAGACUCUGGUCUCAGUGACACAACACUGGCCUGGAUGAUGUCCAAUCUGUCCCCCUUGAUCGAUUUCGCACCCGAAUAUAUCAAAAAGGAACACGGAAAGCACGAGCGAUACCUCGGACAAAAAAACGUUCCCCCAACCGGCCCGAAGUGGGCCGCAAGCCAACUGAAGAAUACAUCAUCAGGACUCCGUGCGCUUCUCGGGAUCGUAUCGCGCCAGCCAGGACGAUACCAUGUCCUCAACAAGAAGACGUUGACGGUGCUCCACGACAAGCCUCUACUCAAUACGAAUGAACACAUCCACGUUGCUGUCAGAUCACGCGAGAAGACUGGAGGUCUGAAUGAGCGAAACAAGGUCGUUGAAUACAAGCCAAAGGCAUUGAAAAAGGGCGAGUAUGAGCUUGUUGACGCCACUGCUGAGCCCGGGAAGGCGAGCUGGAGGUAUGUAGGGAAGGAAAAGUCGUUCAAGGGUGAGAUGUUGCCUGAGGAUGCGCUGGGUGUAUUUGAGAAGGAGAUUUUCCAGGAUUAUGUGACGGGGACGGCGUGA
Messenger RNA from Fulvia fulva, 1449 nucleotides. RefSeq lists its product as uncharacterized. The record is from RefSeq and is a predicted model, not a curated record. The transcript has 3 exons. Lineage: Eukaryota; Fungi; Ascomycota; Dothideomycetes; Mycosphaerellales; Mycosphaerellaceae. The coding region runs from base 1 to 1449 and encodes 482 amino acids.